This is a messenger RNA of Phlebotomus papatasi, 506 nucleotides long. RefSeq names its product NADH dehydrogenase [ubiquinone] 1 alpha subcomplex assembly factor 2. The transcript has a single exon. Bases 9 to 461 code for a protein of 150 amino acids. Gene Ontology annotation, biological process: mitochondrial respiratory chain complex I assembly. The record is from RefSeq and is a predicted model, not a curated record. Lineage: Eukaryota; Metazoa; Arthropoda; Insecta; Diptera; Psychodidae. Gene Ontology annotation, cellular component: membrane.
UACACGAAAUGUCGAAAGGCAAGGAACGCGAUAUCGUAAAGAUAAUCUUCCAGAACUUUGUGAAUUCCCUGCGUCCGCGGAAGUUCAAGGGAGAUCUCAUUGGAGAGGACACCUUUGGCAAUAAAUUCUACGAAAUAGCCGCAGAUCCCAAGAAUGGACGUGCCAAGAGAGCCAGGUACUUUGAACCCAAGGAAAAGGAAGCUUUUGACCAGGAAAUGUCUGCUGAAUGGGAAGCCUGGCUCCGUGGACGUCGUCGGGAGCCACCAACACCAGAGGAACUCCAAAGGAAUAUGACAAUUGCCCAGAUGAAGCAGCAGAAUGCCGCUAAAUUGGAGGAAUCACAGGCCAAGGGGAAAGACUUGAAAACCCUUGGAAAGGAGGAAAAGGGCAUGAGUUCAUUUCCUUCCUAUGGGUCUGAGUAUGAAAUGUCAGCGGGAGUUCCACCGCCAAAGGAUAAAUAACUGUAGAAAAUAUGUAAUUGUAAAUAAAUUAGUUAAUGUACCUGC